Messenger RNA from Coregonus sp. 'balchen', 5286 nucleotides. NCBI's taxonomy places the organism in Eukaryota, Metazoa, Chordata, Actinopteri, Salmoniformes, Salmonidae. The record is from the annotation of a GenBank genome assembly.
UGUGUUCAAACCUUUCCUCUCUUCCUCUGCAUCUUACAGACGUUGAAGCGCAAGGAGAAGGAGUACGAGCAUGAGAUGGAGAGACUGGCGCGGGAGAAGAUCGCUACUCAGCAGCGAUUGGCUGAGCUGAAGAACGAGCUGAGCCAGUGGAUGAAUGUCAUGGAGAUCGACCGUGUUCUCAGACAGACUGUUCAACCAGAAGACGACCAGGCUUCUACCUCUACUGCCUCAGGUACGCUCAAUCAAUCGAUUAAUCAAGCAAUCAAAUUAAUUUAGAAAGCCGUUUAUAAAUAAAUAAUGACACUAAGCGGUUGUCACCAAGUACUUUACAGUAACCGUACUUACAUUUACAUUUUAGUCAUUUAGCAGACGCUCUUAUCCAGAGCAAUUUACAGUUAGUGAGUGCAUACAUUAUUUUAUUUUUUUCAUACUGGCCCCCCGUGGGAAUCAAACCCACAACCCUGGCGUUGCAAACGCCAUGCUCUACCAACUGAGCUACAUCCCUGCCGGCCAUUCCCUCCCCUACCCUGGACGACACUGGGCCAAUUAUUCGCCGCCUCAUGGGUCUCCCGGUCACGGCCGGCUACGACAGAGCCUGGAUUCAAACCAGGAUCUCUAGUGGCACAGCUAGCAGUGCCUUAGACCACUGCGCCACUUAAGAGACCACUUGGGAGACCACUGCGCCACUCGGGUACUUGUAAUGUGUACCUGGGUCUUUCUAUAAACUAGGUUACCAGUGGGGAUUUCUUACACGGAACUACUUGUUACAGCUGUUAAUAAUUCAUUGAUAAUAAUCUGCUAAUUUAUUUCAUGUCAUUACAUUAAACCUCUUAGAUUUAAAGUCCCCUGUUUUGGGAACCUGCGUGGUUCUGGUACCGGUUCCGACCGUCAUUUUUGCUUACAAAUCGAUCUAUGGACACCAUAGCUCGAAAUGGCUUGCAUUGAACGGUAGCCCUGAUUCUCACUGACACAGGAGUAUGUAUAUUUUGCCUGUGUGAAGCAGGAUGUGAAAUCUGACACCACUUGAAGCUGGGAUGUCCCUCCUACUAUUUCAUUCGCUCUUCCGACUGUCCAUCAACUCCUUGCUGAACCCUACGUCACAGCCACUAACAAUAUAUGCCUGGAAUCCUUACAUCAUAGCGCAGCAGGAGAGAGUGGUUUCGUCGCUGUAGCACAUUCAGAGAUCGAUUUAUAGCCAGUAAUCUAAAAUAAUUUUAAACAAAAAACACUUUCUGUAUGUCAUAGACGGACAUAAUUUAUAUGAGAUGAAAUGCGAGUUCCUAACGAGUUCAGGAAGCCAAGCUAGAGCACUGUAAAGUUCACAGCGAUGGGGGCAGACAUUUUGAUCAAGAGUCCUUUAGAAAAUAUGUAUUUUACAGUUAAGGUGAAAUCUUAUAGUUAGUCGUUUUAUAAUUAGAUUAUACUAUAUUUAAAAAGCAUAAGUCAUUUCAAGCCUUAUUCAUACAGUUUUGUUGAAUAGGAAAUCAUAAAAUAUUUCAUUUUCAUAUUUUUACUUUGUACUUAAACUUGUGUCCUCAAAAGUGACCACACCUCAGCAAUUUAUAACAGUUUCUUACCAGAAAGCUGAGAUUUGAACCUUUCUUGGAGUAUGCAGCAUUACUAGUUAUUGUUUAUGGCCCUCAUGAUAAAUAAUUACUUUUGGGGAUUACGUAGAUUACAUUUAGUUACAUUUAACUGGUUUAAGAUAUAAGGGGGAUUAUAGCUAUAUUCAAUCAAAUUCACGAGUAUGUUUAACCCUUUAUCAUGGUUGGCGUCUUGAUGGAUUUGUUCAAAAUCGUGUGACAUAAAACAUUACUUUUCUGUCGUUGCAUUUAUGGCAGUGUAAGUUGUCAUUAUAUCAGAUAUUAACCAUUAAUCAGUUAAAUUAGACAUUGAACCUGAACCCUGUAAGAAUCCUGGAUCUAGCUGUCAGACAGUUUUUUUUGUAUAGAGAUCUCAGAAAUGCAGUGUAAACGCAUAAUAUUUUGUGUCUCCUUAUGUUACGGGGUGAAAACAGUUGUCAUGGGCACUCAAAUUCUAAAUAAUGUAUGCAUUGUCAAAUGUGAACGCUUCUAACCGAAAGAGUCACCUUACCAUGAUACUUAAAACCUAAAUCGAUACUAUCAUUAAUGUGGUUCUUCAAUAAUUAUGCAUAAUACUUGUUGGAUGCGCAUUUGGUGUCCAGCUGAUUAUUUACUCCGUGAUAUUUUCACACAUCACCUGAUCCAGGAAGGAAUUUUCCGAAUGACAGUCAAGUGACAGCGCAUGCGAUGCAACAACAGCUCAAGUGCUGGAAUAAAGGUGUCCGCAAGGAAUAUCCAGAAUAUUUUUGUGUCUCAUGCGAUACACCUGUGAAGACCGGAUUGAUGUUGAUAAUCUGUCUGCUUGAUUUACAGCAGGGUCUCAUUUAGAUUUAAAAGAAAAAGCGUCAAGGUAAUAAGUUCAUGUUUUCAUAUGUUUUUGUGCCUUGGAUUGGACACAGUCUACUGUGCACAAGUGUAGGAUAGACUAUUGUGCAACACCCAACGCUAUUCCUAUUCAUUAUUCUGGAUAUAAUGACAACAAAUUACAUAGCCUAGUGGGCUUAUUCAUAAUAUGAUCUGCUAUUGAAAUAACAUGACAUUCAUUUUGUUUUCCAUGUUAGAACAGCAAUUUUAAACAAUACAAGGGGCUUGAAGUAGCCUACUUGAACUUGAAUUUGGAGCUCAGAAAUUAUGAGGACGACAACAUCUAAUGUUGGCUUUCCAUAGAAAUCCUUCCAUUUAAAAAAGGAACCUGUUUUUCUCAUUAUAAAAACAGCGAUGGUGAGAUUAAAAUGGUGAGGUUAAUGAUACCGCUAUUCAUGACUUUAUGAUGUGUGCCUGUGUCGGCCACAUAGGCUACAGAAAAAUGGCCAUGCAUGCAUCCAAUCUAAUUAGUUAGGCAAUGUCCACAUUAUUCUCACAUAUUUUAGAAUGUAAUAAUAAUUUGAAUAUCAAUGCAUUGGCAAGGCUUAAAAAAUGCAUUAUUCAUAUUGGUAAUGGCCUACGUUUUUUGACAGGUUUUGCUUUCUGGGGGUGGGUUCUAUAUUAGGCCCUGUAUUUACAAUUAUAUACAUUAUAAAAUUGUAUACCGUUGAGGUCCUUGACCAUUACAAUUAGGUGCUUGUAAAAAGUCCUUGAAUUUGACUUGCCAAUGUCUGUAUGAACCCUGCUUAAAGGAUGUAUAGUCCUAGACCUAUGUUGUUAUAUAGGUGGAGUUAUGGGACCAUUUGCAUAUAUGCACUUUCAUUCCUCUAAGUACACAUGUGGAACUUCAUGACAAUCCUUUUUAUUUUUGUUUCAAACCAUUUUGAAAUGUUGAUCCCAAUGUCACACAUUGGCCACUUUUAUUUAUAGAAAGACCCACCUACACUUGUUCCUACACAGUGUUUUAAGAAUGUACAAAGCGAUCAUAUCUGCGAUGUUAUCAAGCGUAACGUUAUUAACAUGAGCAUUCUUUCUAUCUGUGUCACAGAGGGUGAAGACAUCAUGAAUGACGACAUGGAUGAAGAGAAUGUUCCUGCAGCGCCAACAGCCUUACCCACCAUGCCUCAACAAGCCAUGCAGCCCGAGUUGUACAAGACUGUGACCCCUACUACCAUAACCCCCACAACCUCCAUCCUCACCCAACAUAUCUCCAUCCAACACAAGACCCAGAUGUACCCCCAGCCCCUGCUUCACCCACACCCGCUGUCAGCCCUGCCUGUCUCGGCUACGUUCUCCACCCCAACAUCCAGCAUCACCACCACCCCUAUCCAGACCCUCCUAUCGGCUCACACACACAUCGUAAGCUCCCCUAGCACCCUCUUCCCGGCCCACACACACAUGGUGACUGCCCCCGCUCACACUCACAUGGUAAAGGCACCCAGCCUCCAGCCCACGGUCAUCGCCCACGCCUCGGCUUCCCACGCCUCCGUCAUUCAGGCCGUCAACCACGUCAUCCAGGCCCAGGCUUCAUCUGGAGGAGCCAAGCACAUCACCCAUCUAGCCCCCUCCUCCUCAACCUCCAUGCAGCUGGCCCCAGGUCACCACCACCACCAGCCCAUCGGACACAUCACCGUACACCCUGUUACUCACCUGGGCCAGCACCAUUUACCCUCCAUCUACCCCCAGUCUGUGGCUGUCACGCAGCCAGCCAUGGUGGGCCACAUCACCCAUACACUCACCCAUGCCCAGGUCAAUGGUACUGCCCCCAACCAGGGCACAACCACCAUUGUGGGAAAGCAGACGGCAGUUGGUGCCCAGGUGGUGACACAUCACCCACAGCUGCUGAACCCUGUAACUAUGGUGACCAUGCCCUCAUUCCCCGUUAGCACUCUGAAGCUAGCCUGAUCUCUGAACCAGGCCAGAGCCAUAACCAGGCCAGAGCCAUCCUGAAGCUAGCCUGAGAACCAAGCUACAUGAACAGGCAGGUGGCCAGAGUCGGGCCGAGGUCGGAGACAGACCUCUAGACCUGGAGACCAUCGGCCCCAGAGCAGACCAGCCGGACAGGAUCAGGAGCCAGCCCAGACUCAGAGCCAAGGGCAACUGAAGUAGGCCCAGAGUGAGGCAGGCACCAGGACUACUGUACUGACAAACAAAUGCAAAAGUCUUCAUACUGAACGCAAGACGCAAGUCCUCAUAUUCACUGAUGAUUCACAAACUGCAUUAUUAACUAACCUGAGGCAUUACAGCUGUCAAUAAGUAACUCAGAACAUUCCUAAAAUAAACUAUAAAAAACGUACAUAAAAAAUAAAUAACCAUUAUAAAGAUAUAUUUAUAUUAUGAGGUGAAAGACAGCAAAUGUUGUUAGGCUGAGUGUGAUGUCCAGGAUGAUCAUGUUGAUGGUGUGUGAUAUUGUAUACGAUACAGUCGAGAGAAUCACAUGAAGACAUUGUCUGUCCCUCUUCCGUAUUCAUAUAUACAGAAGCAAAACAGUAGCUAAUAGUGAGAGAAGGGUGUCAUCCAAUGUCAAAGGCAGUCAGACCUGCAUAUUUUCCCUCAAGACCAGUUUUUAUAUUUCUGGUACAGGGUCAUGGAUUCCACAGCCAAGAGUAUUUACAAACCACACUACUAAUGACUGUGGUGGUGCCACUAUUUUCUCUUAUGAAAGCACCAAGAUAUUAGAUUUAACUGAAGUCUACCGCUGCUACCAGAGGCCAGGGCCUGUAUCCACAAAUCAUCGUUGUGCUGAUCUAGGAUCUGCCCAUAUAAUCUUAUUUGUUAGAAUUUAAAAGGCUAAGCUGAUACUAGAUAAACACUCCUACUCUGAGACACUUUGUGGAUA